Pseudomassariella vexata is the source of this 1461-nucleotide messenger RNA. RefSeq names its product glycosyltransferase family 1 protein. The record is from RefSeq and is a predicted model, not a curated record. Lineage: Eukaryota; Fungi; Ascomycota; Sordariomycetes; Amphisphaeriales; Pseudomassariaceae. The transcript is spliced from 4 exons. Bases 145 to 1461 code for a protein of 438 amino acids.
UGUAAAUAUAAAGAACUGAGCUGUAGAGAAAGAGGCUAAUACUUCGUUUUCCCUGCCAUCGAGACAAUAUCGAUAUCAUGCUUCUCCUACAUUGUCUUCCCAGACCCAUCCAGCUCCUAUCUUCAUCUGCAGUUAUUAUCAAUCAUGACAGCCUCCAUAAAGCCUCUGCUUGUCUUGACCAGUACACCUGGCGCGGGUCAUGUUAAUCCCGUCAAGACUCUUGCGAAAGCACUCAUUCUUAACGGUUACGAAGUUACAGCCGUAUCAUCCAGCCACUACCAGAACGCAUUCGAGGCGGUUGGAUGCAGCUACGUUGCCAUCCAGGGCUAUGGAGACUAUUGGGAUGAAGAGCGUGAUGCGAAAUGGCCCGAGAGAGCUCUCAUACCCCCAGGACCAGAGCAGUUUUCUUGGACCAUGGAGCACAGCUUCAUGAGAGUCAUACCUGACCAGUUCGCUGCAGUUCAGAAGGCUAUCAGGAUGCUUAGAGCGAAGUAUCCUGACAGACCCGUCAUAUUGCUCAACGAAUCUGGCUUUUUGGGCUCGCUUCCAAUUACGAGAGGUGCCAGAGGUGUGAAGCCUGAUGGAGUUAUCGGCAUUGGUGUCCUUCUCGUGUCUCUGAAUAGCGUGGAUACCGCUCCAUUUGGGCCCGGUCUACAACUGCCCACGUCUGCUGCUGAGGUCGCCCAGUAUGCAGAAAUGAGGAAGCAUAUCGAAUCAGUACUCUGGGAAAAGCCGCUAAAGGUCUUCAAAGACAUUUUGAACGAACUCGGUGCCGAAAUACCGGAUGGCUACCGCCUUAAUUCGGAUGUAGUCUAUCUAUGGCCGGAUCGUUUCCUGCAAAUGUGCCCGCCAUCAACCCAGUAUCCAAGGAGCGAUGCACCAAAGACCUUUCGUUAUACCGGAGGACUUCCAAGGCUUCCGAAGAACACUGAAACAGGCGCUUCAGGAAAGCCUACGUGGUGGAACGAAGUUGUUGACAAUCCAACAAAGAAGGACGUUGUCCUCGUUUCUCAGGGUACUGUUGAACUGAACUAUGAAAAUCUAAUCAUACCCACAUUAGAAGCGAUAAAGGAUCGUCCAAACACAAUUGUCAUCGUUGUGCUUGGCAUGAAAGGAGCGACACUCGACUCGAGCGUCUCCAUUGCUGAUAAUGUACGAGUCGUGGAUUAUUUCCCGUUCGAUGACAUUCUUCCGUACUGUUCCGUUUUCGUCCAUAAUGGUGGAUACGGAGGUGUCCAGCACAGUAUCAAGCAUGGAACUCCUCUGGUGGUGGCAGGGGAAACCGAGGAUAAGCUGGAGAUGUGUGCUAUAGCAGCGGAAGCUCUCCGGGCAGCGAUUGAUGAGGUUAUCUCAGAUCCGAAGUACAAGAAGGCUUGUCGAAGGAUACAAGAGGAGAUCACGAGCUUCGAUCCCAUAAGGGUUAUUGCGGAGACCAUUGAUGAACUUGUUACUGAGGCCUAG